UAGAGAACGAGAGUGUGCAAGAGCGGCACCGGACGUGACCUUUACUUUCCUGCAGCCCUCUCUCUUGCUCUCAUCGGCUUCCGGAGGCGCCAUCUGUGAGACCGAGAACAUGCCGACCGGCGACUAUGACUCAAAGCCCAGUUGGGCCGACCAGGUGGAGGAAGAGACAGAUGAUGUUGAACCCUUAAGUCCGGCUAUCCCUAUCCCUACCCCAGCCCCUAAAGUGGAUCAUUCCAACAUUGUCUUGGAUACACCACGAGAAGUCAUCAAUGGAAACAUCAAAACCGUUACAGAGUAUAAACUGGAUGAAAAUGAUAAGAAAAUCAAGAUUGUCCGCACUUUUAAAAUCGAAACACGUAAAGCUUCAAAGGUUGUUGCUCGCAGAAAGAACUGGAAGAAGUUUGGGAAUUCUGAAUAUGAUCCUCCUGGGCCCAAUGUGGCCACCACCACAGUCAGUGAUGACGUUCUAAUGACCUUCAUCACCAGUAAAGAAGAUCUGAAUAGCCAGGAGGAGGAGGAUCCAAUGAACAAGCUGAAAGGUCAAAAGAUUGUGUCUUGUCGAAUCUGUAAGGGUGACCAUUGGACCACAAGGUGUCCCUACAAGGACACACUGGGACCAAUGCAAAAGGAAUUGGCUGAACAACUAGGACUGUCCACAGCGGAUAAGGAGAAGGUUCCUGGAACAGGAGAACCUGAACCAGCCCAAGCUCCUGUAAGCAAAACCGGGAAAUAUGUUCCACCUAGUCUGAGAGAUGGAGGGAGCAGGAGAGGAGAGUCCAUGCAACCUAAUAGGAGAGCUGAUGAUAAUGCCACCAUACGUGUUACGAACUUAUCAGAAGAUACCCGGGAAACUGAUCUCCAAGAGCUUUUUAGACCAUUUGGGUCUAUCUCUCGAAUCUACUUGGCCAAGGAUAAGACGACUGGCCAGUCAAAGGGCUUCGCUUUUAUCAGUUUUCACCGUAGAGAGGAUGCAGCUCGUGCCAUUGCUGGUGUAUCUGGGUUUGGAUAUGACCAUCUAAUUCUCAAUGUAGAAUGGGCCAAACCAUCAACCAAUUGAGUCGGGAGCUGCUGUUUACUAGUAGAAGAUCCAUUUGUCACCUGCUGGGAAUCUCCCUUAAUAAAAGAAUUUGACGACCAAA
Pelobates fuscus (common spadefoot toad) is the source of this 1139-nucleotide messenger RNA. It is a transcript of the gene EIF3G, whose product is annotated as eukaryotic translation initiation factor 3 subunit G. Gene Ontology annotation, cellular component: eukaryotic translation initiation factor 3 complex; cytoplasm. The record is from RefSeq and is a predicted model, not a curated record. Gene Ontology annotation, molecular function: RNA binding; translation initiation factor activity. Bases 110 to 1057 code for a protein of 315 amino acids. Lineage: Eukaryota; Metazoa; Chordata; Amphibia; Anura; Pelobatidae. The transcript has 10 exons.